Aspergillus affinis is the source of this 1635-nucleotide messenger RNA. RefSeq lists its product as uncharacterized. Bases 1 to 1635 code for a protein of 544 amino acids. The record is from RefSeq and is a predicted model, not a curated record. Lineage: Eukaryota; Fungi; Ascomycota; Eurotiomycetes; Eurotiales; Aspergillaceae. The transcript is spliced from 3 exons.
AUGUUCGGAUGGGGCGGUGGAAUUGGCCUCACGCCCGUGGGCUGUGAGCCUGAGAAAGAACGCCGGCCCCCGUCGGCCCCAACGAGCUUGGAUUUCCCUGUCCACACCUCGGAUACGACAGGAAACGAGCGUGAAUCAUCAUUGAGGGAAAUAGGAAAUAUCCUCGGUUUAAUCAAAAGGCCGCAAGAUAUUUCGGCCGACAAGUUCGAAGCUUUCAAUCUGAGGGUAGAGCAUGAUGUCCCUGCCUCGGCUAUCGUUCGGCAGGAUAUCCCCAAUUCCUCCCCCCUGUUGCCGUGGGAGGACGACUCCCCAAAUCCGUCGCCGUCAACAGAAGAUGGAUCCCCUAUCCUGCUGGAGAACGGUAACCCGUAUCCGCCGAAGGAGAGAUUCGAGGUGCUGAAGGACGAGCUGCUUCUUGACAACGACGAUGCCUUCCGAGAGGUCGGUAGGCUCCCCCCGCGGGAAGGCCGCCAAAGGGUCCGGGUGACGCAAGCGAGAAAAUUCUGGAUGGGGUUGGAACGCAUGUCGCAAUACUGGGACUCGAGUUUAGACCGCUAUUACGAACGUCCUGCAACACCUCGAAGCAGCACGCCACAGGCAGGCUCCGAGGAUACUAUGCAGACAGAUGACAAAGUGCAGCCACCCCAGACCGAGAACCAGGCGGGCAAUGAUCCGAAAGAGGGACAAGCGGAAACCGUGACGAUGUAUCAAGGUCGACGUAUCGGAGCUGGACAUGAGAUGCCCGAAGACGUCCGCGAGGAGACGAUUCGAGCGUUGACUGAAAUGGCCGCUUGGCCCUUCGGGUGCCAGAUAGCCCUUCCUAUCAUGCCUCCGCGACUCACCCUCGGCACGCUUCUUUUCCCCAUUCGGCAGACCUUCGAGGUCGCCCGAUCUCCCAAAGAUCGACAAUUGGCCCGAAGCGGUGUCAUGGAAGGACCUCUACUUGCAGCCCAGUGCCGACCCGAAACCUCCUUUCGAGCACCGCAAGAAGCUGCGGGGUCAGGCCUUGGGGAGGUGUGCGAUCUCUUUCGAGAAUUAGGAAGCAUGCUCCUGGCUGCCCAAGAGCGACUGCGCCAGGGGUCGGUUGAGGUCAAGCCUGGCGAGGGGAAGUGGUGGACGAUGACCCCCCGGUGGGGCGGCGCCUUCAACGACGUUGUGGGUGACAGUGGCAAUUUUAGCCACGGCGAGGACACGCCUCUCCUAGAUCUUGGAAAUGCUCGCAAACGAUCGAAAUACGACCAUCCGUUCUUUGCUCCCCGAAGACCAAAUGGUGCGCGCCGACUGAGCAACGCUGAGAGGUGGAGACUCGUCCAACCAGGGCCUAGUCUUUGGGACCGACGGAUGAGGUAUAUUCAAAUCGGGAAGAGCAAUGACUGCGCUUUUGACGAUAUCUACAUGCUAUCCUCGAUAAACCACCACCUUGCCAUUCUGCACUUGCGCGUUCAUCGUCGGUACAUUGAGGUAUUGACAGCUGGCGACAGCGACUUCCCCCCAGACUCCGACACAGAGGAUCAUCCGUGGCAUGUUCUCAAGAUGCGGCGGACCAAGUGGUAUGAUCUGUUCGAUGCUCAGGAGCGUCUGGAGGUAUUCAAGGGAAUAUGGACCAUAUUCCAUUACAUGCUACGUCGGCCUUGA